AUGACUGGGUUGUUCAUGGAUGAUUCGGCGUCGGAGCCUGAAGAUGGCUACGCUGCGGUCGGCGAAACCAUCAAGUACACUCUGGCAAUCACGAACAACGGGCACGCCGUGCUGAACGACGUCACCGUCCGCGAUGCAUCGCUGGUCUCAGGCGGUCAGUCGACCCUGGUCUGUACCGAGGCCUACGUCGUUGAAGGAGACGGCGUGGUUUUGGCGUCUUCGCUGGCCUUGGACGCCGAGGUGACGUGCACCGGUUUUCAUGCGGUCACGGCCGCCGAUGUGGACAACCUUGAGCGACACAGCUCGGCAUCCGUGACGGCUGUGGACGUGUACAUGACGGAGAUACAGGAUGAGAGAACCGUGACCGUGGGUCUCGACCAGGUCGGCUCUGUCCAACUCCGUCUCGAAUCGACCUACGCCAACAAGGGCAAAAACGCCACCACAGCCGACGAGGUCAAGUACGUAUACACCAUCGAGAACAACGGCCUGCUGACUCUAUACAACAUCGCGGUCCAUGCGGAGGGUCUGGUGGACAUCGUCUGCGUCAACACCGACGGGGAUAGUGUGUCUGGGUCGAGCCCCGGGAGAGUCGAGGACCUCGCCGGCUACCCCAGCGAUGGCUUGGCUCCCGCAGGGUCUCUCACAUGCAGUGCCACGGGCAGCGUGUCUCAGGCAGAGAUCAACGCUGGAGCGAAGAAGGAUACUGUGACGGCAUUUGCUUACCACGAGGAUACCGCCGAUCACCUGGAUAGCGAUGCCAUCAAGAGUGAGCCGGCCACGUCGACCAUCAACCUAAACCAGGUGGCCGAUAUUGACAUGGUCAGUCGGUUGACCUAUGUUGCGAUUGAUCUUGACACGGCCCUGGCCGGAGUGGGAGAAUCCAUCGACUUUGAAGUCACGAUGACCAAUGGCGGAAACGUGGACAUUGACAACACCGUGGUGUCCAACGAACUGUUCAAGAACGAUGCCGGUGGCUACAACCUUGACUGCGGCGGCGACAUUCCCAGCCCCUGGCUGGUCGACACGUCAUUCACGUGCACCGCCAUGUACACGCUGAGCCAAGCCGACAUCGACGUUGGCUCCGUCAGCAGUACUACGAGCCUGAGAGGUGAACCGGCGUCCGGAGGGUUCAUCGCGAACUCCUCCACGGUGACCGAGACUCUACACAGAACCGGGCUUCUAUCCGCCACGGCUGCGUGCACUAUGCCAGAUGCGGGCGACAUCGGCCACUCCGCCGGGGACCAUAUCGCGUACACGAUCGACCUCAGCAACACUGGUUCAAAGGUGCGGGACACGUAG
Molecule: messenger RNA, 1299 nt
Organism: Ectocarpus sp. CCAP 1310/34
Lineage: Eukaryota; Phaeophyceae; Ectocarpales; Ectocarpaceae
Source: the annotation of a GenBank genome assembly